AUGGGCUGGCUAUGGGGAUCAAGUCCCAAGGACACCCCCAAGGAUACUACUCAACCCAUUCCCUCUACCACUCCGGAGACAUCCCAGCAAAAUGUACCCAAGACCUUGACCCCCGAUGAACAGGCCGACUUGGAAUUCAACCAAAUCCUGGCCGACCUCAGAUCAGAAGAUAAAUCGCUUUCAAAACAAGGCCUUACACCAGAAAGCCAUGUCGAAUCCGGCGCACCCCAAUCAGCCAUUGCCCCGGAGUCUCUAUAUCAAGAUACCAUGUCCUGCCGCAAUGCCUUCGACUACGCCUUUUUCUGCCAAUCCUUCGGUGGUCAAUUCGUCAAUGUCUACCGAUAUGGCGAACUUCGGUCCUGCAGCGAUCAUUGGGAUAAUCUUUGGCUGUGCAUGAAGACUCGCACGUGGCCAGAGGACUUGCGCAAGCGGGCAAUCCGGGACCACAACCGAAAGAAGGCGAUCAAAUAUAAAACCGGCCCCAGUAGCGAGGAUGUGUGGGACGUACGGUUGGAGCCCGCCACAGAAUCCUUCAAGGGUGACUUUGCUGCUUUGGAGAAGGAGAUGAAGGCUGAAGAUGAAGCAGCGAAACAGAAGGCGGCUGCAUGA
This is a messenger RNA of Penicillium olsonii, 609 nucleotides long. The record is from the annotation of a GenBank genome assembly. Lineage: Eukaryota; Fungi; Ascomycota; Eurotiomycetes; Eurotiales; Aspergillaceae.